Venustampulla echinocandica is the source of this 690-nucleotide messenger RNA. RefSeq lists its product as uncharacterized. The record is from RefSeq and is a predicted model, not a curated record. Lineage: Eukaryota; Fungi; Ascomycota; Leotiomycetes; Helotiales; Pleuroascaceae. The coding region runs from base 1 to 690 and encodes 229 amino acids. The transcript has a single exon.
AUGUCUUCUUCAAGAGCGCAACCUGGAGUUUGGAAUGCAGCCAAUGGCCCAAGGGUACUUACCGAAGCUCAACGGCAGAGGAAAAGAGAGCGCGAUCGAAAUAGCAAGAGAGAAGAAAAGCUCAAACAGCAACAACGGAUGCAAGAACUUGAAGAGGCAAAAAACUCCGCGUCGAAACGAGUUCAAGAACUUGAAGCUCAACUUGAGAAUUGCUGUUGCAAAAGGGGAGGUGCUACCAGACUUGAUAUGAGGAGAUGCCAGAGUUCCGUCCAUAUUCCUACUGUGCAUAACGCCUUACCGCCAUCCAAUUAUUCAGAUCCUACUACUUACCACCCAAGUAAUCUCUCCCCUGACUAUGCGUAUCUGAGCAAUGCUAACUUUGAAAAAUCAGGCCCGGGGGCCAUCCCUUGGGGAGAUAAGGAGGCCAACUUAUAUCAAGAGAGUCUGACGUCUCCUGGAUGUGCCACCGAGGGUAGCGCGGCCAGCUACUGUGGCUCAUAUUCCAAUUACCAGGCCGACCCUCAUCCAGACUCACGGCAGACCUCGUUCGAAGACCCAGAACCUCGAGUUGCACCUUAUAAUAUAAACUAUUCAGGAGUCUCCAGUCCUGACCAACCAUGUUUUUCUCCAGCUUCUAAUAAUGUGGGUUGCUAUCUCGGGUUUAGCAUCCCCAUAAACAGAGUUAGCUGA